AUGCUGGCGCACGAUGGCUCUCCUACGUUAAACAUUGGGAAUGUAAAAGUGGAUGUGGGAAUGAAGAGAGGGCUGUGCACGGUCGCUGUGUACUUGGAUGGAAGCAUCACAGCAUACAGGAUUGCAAGGCUUGUCUCUCCUGCAGCCCCACCAGAAGACCAGUUCACAAAGCAGUGGACGGAUUACUUAAAGGCGAAUAAUCCAGGAGGUGCGUUACAGGGAGACUUCUUUGCCAGAUGUUUUGCUGCUGUUAUCUUCUGCAUGGAAUCAAGAGAAUGGAGCGAUGGUGUGGUAGAUCGACAAAUGGGUGCAAGGUUGGCUGAGAGCAAGAGUGGCUCACAUAGUACACAAUGCAAUGGUUUACGGCCCAAUUCUGCCAGACCAGGCCCGGCUGCUGUUCAGUUGAACAUGAGAAAUUUCAAUCGGGAGGUCUCUGUCGCGGUGAUGAGGAUCUGGUAUGACCAGCUAGAUGUCCGACCACCAGCAGAUUUGAGCCAGGGGUAUAGGUUGGACCAGGGCCAAGUGUCGGCUUUGCUGAGGGAUGAACUGGGUGAUGGUAUUCUAGGUACUAUUAGAGACAGACUACGGUUCGACGAUAUUCUGGUGGAGCGAGACCCUGGACGGAAGCCCAAGCAGCUUAUUGUGAACAUAAACAGGGUUCGGACGGGCGCUUCGGUACAUGAUCUCCCAGGACGGGCAAGAGAUCGGUUUUGA
Molecule: messenger RNA, 714 nt
Organism: Cadophora gregata
Lineage: Eukaryota; Fungi; Ascomycota; Leotiomycetes; Helotiales; Ploettnerulaceae
Exons: 3
Coding region: 1-714 (237 amino acids)
Source: RefSeq, a predicted model, not a curated record